GGGCUCUAAUCCAUGCAGAGAAAACAAUAACACACAGCAUAGUUUGAUAUCUCUCUCUCUGUCUCCUCUCAACUCGAAAACAUGAACACUUUUACCUCAAACUCUUCGGAUCUCACUUCCACUACAACUCAAACGUCUCCGUUUAGCAAUAUGUAUCUCCUCACAACGCUUCAGGCCUUUUUGGCUAUAACCUUAGUGAUGCUUCUCAAGAAAGUAUUCAUCACGGAUAAAAAGAAACCGUCUCUCCCGCCAGGGCCCACCGGAUGGCCGAUCAUCGGAAUGGUUCCAACGAUGCUAAAGAGCCGUCCCGUUUUCCGGUGGCUCCACAGCAUCAUGAAGCAGCUAAACACCGAGAUAGCCUGCGUGAGGCUAGGAAGCACUCACGUGAUCACCGUUACCUGCCCCAAGAUAGCACGUGAGAUACUCAAGCAACAAGACGCUCUAUUCGCCUCAAGACCUAUGACUUACGCACAGAAUGUCCUCUCUAACGGAUACAAAACUUGCGUGAUCACUCCCUUCGGUGAACAAUUCAAGAAAAUGAGGAAAGUCGUGAUGACCGAACUCGUUUGUCCCGCGAGACACAGGUGGCUACAUCAGAAGAGAACUGAAGAGAACGAUCAUUUAACCGCUUGGGUAUACAACAUGGUUAAGAACUCUGGCUCGGUCGAUUUCCGGUUCGUGACAAGGCAUUACUGCGGAAACGCUAUUAAGAAGCUCAUGUUCGGGACAAGAACGUUCUCUGAAAACACUGCACCCGACGGUGGACCAACCGCAGAGGAUAUCGAGCAUAUGGAAGCUAUGUUCGAAGCAUUAGGGUUUACUUUCUCCUUCUGUAUCUCUGAUUAUCUACCUAUGCUCACGGGACUUGAUCUUAACGGCCACGAGAAGAUCAUGAGAGACUCAAGUGCUAUUAUGGACAAGUAUCACGAUCCGAUCAUUGACGCAAGGAUCAAGAUGUGGAGAGAAGGAAAGAUAACUCAAAUCGAGGAUUUUCUUGACAUUUUCAUUUCCAUCAAGGAUGAACAAGGCAACCCCUUGCUUACCGCCGAUGAGAUCAAGCCCACCAUUAAGGAGCUUGUUAUGGCGGCGCCAGAUAAUCCAUCAAACGCCGUAGAAUGGGCCAUGGCGGAGAUGGUGAACAAACCUGAGAUUCUCCGCAAAGCAAUGGAAGAAAUCGACAGAGUUGUAGGAAAAGAAAGACUUGUCCAAGAAUCCGACAUCUCAAAACUAAACUACGUCAAAGCUAUUCUCCGUGAAGCUUUCCGUCUCCAUCCCGUCGCCGCCUUUAACCUCCCACACGUGGCGCUUUCCGACGCAACCGUCGCCGGAUACCACAUCCCCAAAGGAAGUCAAGUCCUUCUUAGCCGAUAUGGGCUGGGCCGUAACCCGAAAGUUUGGGCCGACCCACUGAGCUUUAAACCGGAGAGACAUCUCAACGAAUGCUCGGAAGUUACUUUGACGGAGAACGAUCUCCGGUUUAUAUCGUUUAGUACCGGGAAAAGAGGUUGUGCUGCUCCGGCCUUAGGUACGGCGCUGACCACGAUGUUGCUUGCGAGACUUCUACAAGGUUUCACUUGGAAGCUGCCGGAGAAUGAGACGCGUGUUGAGCUGAUGGAGUCUAGUCAUGAUAUGUUUUUGGCUAAACCAUUGGUUAUGGUCGGUGAGUUGAGACUACCGGAGCAUCUUUACCCGACGGUGAAGUGAGAGAUGUCGUAUAUAUUUUUAUUAAAUAACUUCUACGUACUUAUGUAAUUAACCACAAAGUUUGGUCUAUGUCCGGUUACCAGAAGAUAAUCGGUCAAUAUGUGAACAGACUUGUGCUUGGUUUUUUGUUAUUUUCGGGUACACUUGAAUUGUGUGCCUUUUCUUUUCUUUUAAUUUCAAUAAAACUUUGUUCUUUUCUA
Raphanus sativus (radish) is the source of this 1904-nucleotide messenger RNA. Its product is annotated as cytochrome P450 79B1. Lineage: Eukaryota; Viridiplantae; Streptophyta; Magnoliopsida; Brassicales; Brassicaceae. The transcript has 2 exons. Bases 82 to 1704 code for a protein of 540 amino acids. The record is from RefSeq and is a predicted model, not a curated record. Gene Ontology annotation, molecular function: iron ion binding; heme binding; oxidoreductase activity, acting on paired donors, with incorporation or reduction of molecular oxygen.